Messenger RNA from Cannabis sativa, 1266 nucleotides. RefSeq names its product 36.4 kDa proline-rich protein. The record is from RefSeq and is a predicted model, not a curated record. The transcript has a single exon. Lineage: Eukaryota; Viridiplantae; Streptophyta; Magnoliopsida; Rosales; Cannabaceae. Bases 315 to 1094 code for a protein of 259 amino acids.
AUUUUCUUACAGAAGCAGUAGUCACGGAUUUGCAUAUUGAAGUAUGCAAAUGACCAACAACAAUCCAAAAUCUCUAUUUAAUUUCGCAAUGGAACAAUACAUAUCUUACAUACUGCUAUUAAUUACUAGGCAGAGUACUAAUCACGGGUUGCUAUUUUUAUAACCUUAUAGCUAGCUAUAUAUAAACCAUUCAACCCCUACACUCAACUUAUAAAACCCCAUCCAAAACCCUACCCCAAUCACUAGAUCGAUCUUCUCAAUCGAUUAACUAGUGCUACAAAUAUAAACCCUAAAAAGAAAAAAGAAAAAAAAUCAUGGGUUCCAUUAAGCAGCUCCCUGCCAUCUUUUUCAUUUUCUUGAUCUUUAUGGUGAUAUCAUUACCACCAAUUCAAGCUUGUGUUCCUUGUCAAGAUCCACAUCAUCCUCAACCACCUUACCACCGCCCAGGCCAACCGAAAAACCCACCGCACCAUGGUGGAGGAGGUGGAGGAGGGGGCGGCGGUGGAAAAGGUGGAGGUGGCGGAGGUGGAGGAGGAGGCGGAGGUAAAGGAGGUGAAGGAGGAAAGGGAGGGAAAGGAGGUGAAGGAGGAAAAGGAGGGAAAGGAGGUAGUGGAGGAGGAGGUGGCGGUCAUCCGAAAUCACCACCUCAUACAAAACCCUCACCGGUGAUCCCGUCACCAGUUAUAAUAUCACCACCAAUCAUAAAUCCUCCAGUGAUAAUGCCACCACCUUCAUCUCCCGGUAACCCGCCAUACAAUCCUCCAUCAUCACCUGGUGGCGGUGGAGGUGGCGGUGGUAGCGGUGGAAGUAAUCCUUCACCGCCUACGUCACAGACUUGUCCAAUAGAUGCCCUAAAGCUUGGACUUUGUGUGGAUGUGCUUGGUGGGUUGGUGCAUAUUGGUUUGGGGGACCCAGUUGAGAAUACUUGUUGUCCUGUACUCGGUGGACUUCUUGAGCUUGAAGCGGCAAUUUGUCUUUGCACUGCCAUAAGGAUUAAGCUUCUUAAUCUAAACAUAUUCAUUCCUCUUGCUCUUCAAGCUUUAAUCACCUGUGGAAAGACUCCUCCUCCUGGUUUCAUUUGCCCUCCUCUCUAGUGAUCAACCCUAAUUAAGCUAGCUAGCUAGUAGUCAUCGUGGUACUGUUUGAUCGAACAUGCAAGUUUGUUUUUUGAGCUAAUUAAUAACUCUAGUAGUUUGUUUUAAUUUCGAAACCGUUGUUAUUUUAUCAAUUGGAAAUUGGAUUUGUAACAUCUGGUUACUUUUAUAA